UUGUUCUUCACUUUCUCUACUUUUCCUAUGCAUUUCCAACUUUACUCUCUCUCACUCUCUCACCUGCAAUUCUGAGUUCAUCUUCUUCAAUCACCACAUUUCCACUUUCAUCUUCUCAUUGCAUUUGAGUCUUCGAAUCUUUUUUUAAAAAAAUCUACUCUUUCUUCAAGCUGCAUAUUUUGAAUUGAUAUUAACAAAAAAAAAAAAGUGUUUUUCACUCUCUCACCUGGAAUUCUGAGUUCAUCUUCUUCACUCACCAGAUUUCCACUUUCAUUUUCUCAUUGCAUUUGAGUCUUCGAAUUUUAUUCCAUUCUCUAUAUUGUCGCAUAUUUUGUUUAAAAAAAAAACAAAUUCUACUCAUCCUUGAAGUUGCUAUUAACCACUUAGAAUUAAUAUCAAAAAAAAAAAAAAAAUCUUUCUUCAAGCUGCUAUUACCUACUUUGAAUUAAUAUUAAAAAAAAAUCUACUCUUUCUUUAAGCUGCAUAUUACCCACUUUGAAUUCAUAUUAAAAAAAAAAUUGUCUUUCUCUGUUCAUUAUUAAGCUUCGAUUUCUAGUGGUCAGCAACAUCCAUAAAUCAGUUCAGAAACUCAAAAGAAACUUUGGAUCCCACUUUCAUCUUCUCAAAUGUUGUUCUUAAUUUUCACUCUCUUUUUCGUUCGUUUAUUUUCUACAUUAUGAUAAAAAAAUAUAUAAAAAGAAAAGCUUCUCUAGUUUCUAUAUAAUAUUUUGCCUUGUGCUCUGUUCAUUCACAAAAUUCCUCCUUUAAGUGUGUAAUUUCUGGACUACUUCACAAACAUUUCUGAAGAAAAAAGAUACAGUUGGCCUAGCUAUUGAUCUCUCUACUUGCAAUAUCCAUAAUAAGAGACGAUCAGUAAACCAGGAGAGAAUCAAGCAUGGAUUGUGCUAUUUCAAUUGGAACUUCAAUUGUUGCAAAGAUUGCCGAGUAUACAGUGGCACCAGUCGGUCGACAGUUGGGUUAUCUAUUUUGCUACGCAGGGAAUGUAGACAACCUCAAAACUCGAAUGCAAGAGUUGAAGAAUGCCAGAGAUAGAUUACAACAUCGUGUUGAGGAAGCCAGAAAUAAUUGUCAAGAAAUUGAAGCUGAUGUUCAACGCUGGCUGAGCAGCGUUGAUCGGAUCUCUGAAGAGGCUGAGACUUUUCUUAACCAUGAAGGCCAUGCAAAGGCUGUGUGCUCUUGUGGAUCCCUCCCGAAUUUGGUGACGCGGCACCAACUGAGUAGGAAAGCAAAGAAGAUGUCAUUCGAUGUAUGUGCAGCCUCUGAAAAAAGCAAAUUUGAUACGAUUUCUUUUCGUCCUCCGCUGGAAAGCUCCUUUGCAAUAACCAAAGGCUACGAGACUUUUGAUUCAAGGAGGGAAAUUUUGGAGGGCAUAAUGGCAGCUGUGAGAGAUGCUAAUAGGAGCAGGAUAGGCUUGCAUGGCAUGGGUGGAAUUGGCAAAACUAUGCUUGCCAAAGAAAUUGCUAAACGGGCUGAGAGAGCGGAGUUAUUUAGCAAGGUGGUUGUGUCGACUAUUUCACAAACACCUAAUAUGGAAAAGAUUCAACAAGAUAUUGCUGAAAAGCUCCAGCUAAGUUUUGGGCAAACACAAAGUAUGGACGUACGGGCUGAUCUACUUCGAAAGAGAUUGAAGCAAGAAAACAAGAUUCUAUUAAUUCUCGACGACAUUUGGAAGGAACUCGAUCUAGAAGCUAUUGGAAUCCAUGAUGAGUGCAAGAUGCUACUAACCUCUAGAUAUCGAGAUGUUUUACACAACUUCAUGGGUAUUGCUGAGAGUGAUAUUUUCUUUAUUAAAGCUAUAGACUCAAGGGAGGCUAUAAGUUUGUUUAAGAAAAUUAUUGGAGAUAUAGUUGAAACUCCAGAUUUCAAUUCUUUGGCCCAUUUGAUCGUCGACGAAUGUGCAGGCUUACCAAUUGCCAUUGCAGCAGUGGCACAUGCUUUAAAAGGCAAAGUAUUGUCCACAUGGGAGGAUGCAUUGGAACACCUACGAAGCUCAAACUUUAGAGACAUAGAGGGAAUGGAUAAGAAGGUGUACUCAUGUAUAAGGAUGAGUUACGAUUUUCUCGGAAGUCAUGAGGAGGUGAAAUCAUUGUUAUUGCUUUGUGCUUUACAUAAAGAAGAUCAAGAAAUCGGAGUCGAGGACCUGGUGAGAUAUAGUGUGGGUUGGCGCUUGCUUCAAGGCAUCAACACGAUGAAAAAAGCAAGAAAUAGGGUGAAUUCAUUGGUUGAUAAAUUGAAAUCUCACUGUCUCUUGUUGGAUGGUGAAAAUGAAAAUUAUGUGAAGAUGCAUGAUGUUAUUCGUGAUGUUUGCAUAGUUAUAGCAUCAGAAGAUAAGCAUAGGAUGAGUAACAUGAAAAGUGUUGAUGAUUUUGCCAGUCAUGAAGGAUAUAAAGAGGCUGAAGUGAUUUCCUUACUUGACUAUGAUGAUUUUGGUAAGCUUCCUGAAAAAUUGGAAUGUCUAGGGGCAAAAUUACUUCUUCUGUCUAGCUUGCCUAACUGGUCUCUAAAUUCAAUUCCAAACGACUUUUUUGAACAAACAAGGGAGCUUGAAGCUUUAGGUAUGAAUGGUGCACGUAUACAAUCAUUACCAACAUCUUUUCAUUCCCUUCAAAAUCUCCAAAUAUUAUGUCUAAGUAAUUCUGAUCUACAAGACGUUUCUAUCAUUGGGGACUUGAAGAAUUUAAAAGUUCUUGAUCUUUCCAGGUCUUCCAUAAAGCGGUUGCCAAAAGAAAUAGGAGAAUUAUGCCAUUUGCAACUGUUGGAUUUACAAAAUUGUAAAGAUUUAAAAGUCAUUGAGCCGAAUGUCAUUUCAAAUUUGAGACAAUUGGAGGAGCUCUAUAUCCCACAAACAUUUCAGGGAUGGGAGACUGAAGAAGGUGGUAUGAAAGAAAGAAGAAAUGCAAGUCUUAUUGAGAUAAAGAAUUUGCAACGGCUAACAGUUUUAUAUUUAAGCGUAAAAAGUGAAAAAGUUUUACCAGAAGGGUUGUUUAGUGAAAAAUUGGACAGAUACCAAAUAUCUAUUGGAGCAAUUCACGACUUUUAUUAUCCAAGUCAAUAUUCAAGGAGUUUGCACUUAAAUCUCUAUCAAAGGAAAGAAUUAAAUGCUCUUGGGCUUGUAUGGCUGAUGAAAAUGUCUGAAUAUAUAUCAUUAGAGAGAUUAAUGGAUGUCAACAAUUUUGUUCGUGAUCUUGAUAGAGAGAAUUUUCCUCGAUUGAAGCAUCUUGAGUUUCAUAAUAAUGAUGGAGUUCAAUAUGUCAUUGAUUCUACGGACCUGAUUCACUCUCAUCAUGCCUUUCCAUGUUUGGAGUCACUAAAUCUUAUAAAAUUAACGAGCUUGGAAAUGACAUGCCAUGGUAAACUCCCAGUAGGCUCAUUCAAGGAAUUGAGGAAGGUGGAAGUGAGCAAUUGUGAUAGAUUGAAGAAUCUGUUCCCUCUGUCUAUCGUCAAACUAAUUCAUCAUGUUACCGUUAUUGAGUGCGAGAUGAUGGAAGAGAUAGUGACCAGUGGGAGAGAAGAUGAUGAAGCUGCCCAUAGGAUUGAGUCUUUGCAAUUGCGCUCUUUGUGUCUACGUUCUUUACCCAACUUUGUACGAUUCUAUUGCUCCAAGCAGAAGGAAACUUGUGCGUCUUCAAUGAUAGAUUAUUCCAAACCUUUAUUCACUGAAACGGUUUUAUUUCCUAACUUGCUGGAAUUGACUCUAAGGAAAAUUAGUACAGAAAAUAUAUGGCCAGAUCAACUUUCAUCCGGUUCUUUCAUGCAAAACUUAUCAAUCUUAAAAGUCGAAGGCUGUGAUAGUUUAAAGUAUCUAUUCUCUUUUGCUCUUGCUCAAAAGCUUUUAAACUUAAAGAAAUUGGAAGUUACAUAUUGUAUGGCAAUGGAAGACAUUGGAGUGCCCAAUAAGAAACUUGGAGAAGAAGACACUCAGUUGGGAAAUAUUUUGUUCCCUAAAUUGGACUCUAUUGAGCUUUAUGGGCUUUCAGCUCUCCAAAGAUUCUGUGCAAAAGAUUCAUGCAUGGAAUUUCCACUCCUAUCAAAGCUAAUAAUAAAUGAUUGUCAAGAACUCAAGAUAUUUGUUAGCUGUCCAACUAUUCCAAUAUCAGAAGUAUCAGUUGACCAUAGAGAAGUAAACCAAUUGGUAUCAACACAACCUUUCUUCAAUGAAAAGGUUUCGCUUCCUAACUUGAAGGAACUGGAGUUUUUUAAAAUGAAUGUAGUAACAUUAUGGCCAGACCAACUUCCAUCAAAUUUUGACCUACAAAACUUAACAAACUUAACAGUAGAAAGCUGCAACAAAAUAAAAUAUUUGUUCUGUUUCCCUGUGGUUGAAAGGCUUGUAAACCUGAAGAAGCUGAAAGUAGAUGAUUGUUUGGUUGUGGAAGAAAUUCUAAUAAGUAGGAAACCAGGAGAAAAAAGAAUGUUGCAAGAGAAUAUUUUGUUAUCCAAACUAGAAACUCUUUGGCUCUCCAAACUUCCAGUUUUCAAAACAUUUUGUUCAGAAGAUUCUUGCAUCAAAGAAAUGUCAGUUGAUGACGAUGAAGUGAAGGUCAUAGCAAAACAUCUCUUCAAUGGAAAGAUUGCAUUCCCCAAUGUAACUUCUUACAUCCACAACUUAAAAGAGUUAAGUGUUACAGGAUGUAACAAUUUAAAGUAUCUCUUAUCAUCUGCCAUGGCUCGAUGUCUUGUACAACUUAAGGAAUUAAUAGUGUCUAGAUGUGAGAUGAUAGAAGAAGUAAUAGUUCCUGAGGAAUCAGUUGGAAGCAAAGGAAUAAUAUUAGAAAAUCUUUUACUCCCCAAAUUAGAAUCUCUUGAGCUUUGGCACCUUCCAAAUGUUAUACAGUUUUGCGAAGGAGAUUGCAUUGAAUAUCCAUCGUUGUCUAAACUGGAAAUAUACAAUUGUCCCAAGCUGAAGGUAUUUAUCAGCAAUUCCAUGGCUACAAGGGCAUGUACUAUUAAUGACAAAAAACAUGAAGAAAUGGAGUUGGUGGCGGCUAGACAAAGUCUGUUCAAAGAUAAUAAGGUCAUUUUCCCUAACCUAAAAUAUUUGGAUACUGAUUGGAGUGAAGCAAUAGAGGAGAUAUGAGUCGAUCUUCAAUGACGUCCAUCUUUGGCAACCUUUCCGAACUUGUCUUGAACUGCUCAUCCCGUGAUAAAUCAAUUGCUCUAUCAAAUUUCAACUUCCUUCAGAAAUAUCAUAAUAUUGAUGCACUUUUGUUGAGUGGUUUUUUUGUGGAUGGGCAUCAGCAUCACCAACAACAACAAUCUGGAGAUGGUGAGACUUAUGAACUGGUCAACACAAGUUUAAAGACACUGAGUAUUUACAAUGCCCAUACGAUGAAUCAUCUGUUUGGAGACCCAGAAUAUGCUCAACCAUCAAGUUCUGUUGUCUUUCAAAACUUAGAAUCUCUGGUUGUUCGAAAAUGUAGCAGAUUACAGAGCUUUGCGCCAUCGUUUAUGUCUUUCCACAAAUUGGAAACUCUUAAAGUAUCAGGAUGCCAUGGGCUGACGUAUCUGUUAGCCUCCUCAACCGCAGCGAGUCUGGUACAUCUCCAAGAAAUGAGCAUAACUGAUUGCAAACGAAUGAGGGAGAUUAUUAAUAGAGAUUAUUAUAAGGAAGGUCAAAUAGUAGAAAGUGAACACCAUGAGUUUGUUUUCCAGAGAUUGGAGAAAUUAAGGCUUGGUAAAUUACCCAGUCUUGAAAGCUUCUACUCAGGAAAUAAAGUUGUGAGUUUUCCAAAUUUGAAAGAAAUAUAUCUGGAGAAAUGCCCUGAGAUGAGGAGAUUUUCCCAUGGAAAUAUAUGUACCUCCGCACUAUCGGACACAGUCGAAGCUGAAGGUGUAGAAAUUUGGGAGGGAGAUGUUAAUACAACCCUCACAAAAAUUUGGGAAGAAAAUUCUGAUUUCGGAUUGCAUUUACAACAUUUAUUUGCUCAAGAAAUGCAUCGUGAAGAGGAUGCUUAAUCAUUAUCUUUUGUGCCUGUGGAACCUACCAAGAAUAAAGCUUUCUUUGAAGCACAUGAUGGUGCUCAUGGGAGGUCUCACUAAUAUAAUCCUAUGAAUUAUUGCAUGGAAGAUUAUACUAAAAGUGUCCUUUGUUUUAUUCUUAAGACAUUUAAAGUUUUGGAAGAAAAAGUCUGUUGGUGUUGAAUUUGCGAAGCAUUUCCGAUCCCACCUUGGUCCGAUUGAAGGCUUAUCUUCCUCAACCAUGACUUGGUUCAGCCAUGCAGGUCAGUUCCGAUGGUUUGCUUUGCUGUACAAUUUCAAAUGAUCAUGCUGUCAAGAUAUACGACGUAGUAAACUACGAUAUGAUGGUGAUGAUUCGCCUGUCCUUUGUUCCUGGUGCUGUUGAGUGGGUCUACAAACAAGGAGAUGCAAAAGCAAGGGUUGCUGUUAGUGACCGAAACUCAAGAUAUGUACACAUAUUUGAUGCACGAGCUGGUUCAAAUGAAGCUAUCAUUUCCAAAGAGGUGCAUGUAAGAGUAUGAAAAACUUCUAAUUCCAUCUCAGUUCAAACUGUCUUUGUAGGACUUCUUGAUUCCCCUCAGCAAGUCUAACUUGCUUGUUGAAGAUUUGGAAACUCAGUGCUUAAAAGGAACUUUGCAAUUCGCAACCUGUCCAUACUUUGUUUGUUAGUAGUCACAUAUAUAGAAGUCACUAAUGGAAGACUCAAAGAAGUAACAUUACUGUUGAUGAUUUGUUGAUACAAUGUAGAUAAAUCUAGGCUUUGUGAAACUGGUUUGGCAGUGAUUAUUUUUAGAGGUUUCUCAUACAAUAAUUGUCUGGCCUUUUCUAUUAUUCAAGUUGUGGGGAUUUGUUUCAUUGUCCUUGAAAUGUGAUAUGCUGGUUACCUCAGUAGUUAUUGAUUUUGAUUUUGCUUUUA
This is a messenger RNA of Humulus lupulus (European hop), 6895 nucleotides long. RefSeq names its product probable disease resistance protein At4g27220. NCBI's taxonomy places the organism in Eukaryota, Viridiplantae, Streptophyta, Magnoliopsida, Rosales, Cannabaceae. Gene Ontology annotation, molecular function: ADP binding; ATP hydrolysis activity. The transcript is spliced from 13 exons. Bases 896 to 5098 code for a protein of 1400 amino acids. The record is from RefSeq and is a predicted model, not a curated record.